AUGGCGGCACCGUUUCUGCCCGAGGCGGAGAGCACUGCUGUGCCAGCAACCCUCCGCUCCAAUGUACAGGACGAGGUGGAAGUGCUGCCCAUUGGCAGCGGCGGCGAGGUGGGCCGCUCGUGCGUCGUGGUGCACUACAAGGGGCGCGGGGUCAUGCUUGACUGCGGCAACCACCCGGCCAAAAGCGGCCUUGACUCCCUCCCCUUCUUUGACAGCAUCAAGUGCGACGAAAUCGACGUGGUGCUCAUCACGCACUUCCACCUAGAUCACUGCGGGGCACUGCCAUACUUUUGCAACCAGACGUCCUUCAAGGGCCGCGUUUUCAUGACCAGUGCCACCAAGGCCUUCUACAAGAUGGUCAUGAACGACUUCUUGCGCAUCGGCGCCGGGGCCAGCGACCUUGUCACGAGUGAGUGGUUGCAGAGCACAAUCGACCGUAUCGAGACCAUUGAGUACCACGAAGAGGUCACCGUGAACGGCAUCUCCUUCCAGCCGUUCAACGCCGGCCACGUGCUUGGGGCAGCCAUGUUCAUGGUCGACAUCGCCGGCAUGCGUGCCCUGUACACCGGCGACUUUUCCCGUGUGCCGGACCGUCAUCUGCUGGGGGCAGAGGUGCCGCCCUACUCACCGGACAUCCUGAUUGCGGAGAGCACAAACGGCAUCCGCGAGCUCGAGUCCCGCGAAGAGCGCGAGCACCUCUUCACGAGCAGCGUGCACGACGUUGUGCGCCGCGGUGGUCGUUGUCUGGUGCCCGUAUUUGCCCUAGGCCGUGCGCAGGAGCUGCUCCUCAUUCUCGAGGAGUUCUGGGAUGCGCAUAAGGAGCUGCAGAACAUUCCCAUCUACUACGCCUCUUCCCUGGCGCAGCGCUGUAUGAAACUCUACCAAACCUUCGUCAGCGCCAUGAACGACCGGGUGAAGCAGCAGCACGCCAAUCAUCACAACCCUUUCGUCUUCAAGUACAUUCACUCGCUCAUAGACACAAAGUCCUUCGAGGACAACGGCCCGUGCGUGGUACUGGCCUCUCCUGGUAUGCUUCAGUCGGGGAUCUCGCUGGAACUGUUCGAGCGUUGGUGCGGGGACCGUCGCAACGGUAUCAUCAUGGCGGGCUACUGCGUCGACGGCACUAUUGCAAAGGACGUGCUCGCAAAGCCUAAGGAGGUGGCGAAGCCGGACGGCAAAGUGCUACCGCUGCGUAUGAGCACCAUCGAGGCCGUCUCUUUCUCUGCCCACUCAGACGGUCGGCAGACACGCGACUUCAUUCACCACCUUACCAAGGUGAAGCACACAAUCCUGGUGCACGGCAACCCUGGUGCCAUGGGGCAGCUCAAGAACAAGCUCCUUCAGGACUUCCGGGACCGCAACAUGUCCGUCUACACCACCAUGAACCAAGAGUCGAUCCGCAUUCCAUUUGUACAGGAGCGCACCGCGAAAGUAAUGGGCAAGCUGGCAAACAUGAGCCUGCGGGCGGGCGAGUUUGUGAGCGGCGUGAUGCUCGUGUCCGGCCAGCACCAGUACAGUAUCGUCCAUCCCGACGACGUGCCGGUGUUCACCGAUCUCAGCGUGAACCGUGUUCAGCAGGCGAUGGUCCUCCCCCUGCCGCGCCACCGCUCACCGCUGGAGGUGUUGCAGGUGCUUCAGCGAUACUUUGCACAGAGCAAACUGUUCGAGGAUGUGGCGCCGCGCCAGUCCACUGAGCAGGAGGCCACAGAGGCGCAGCAGGCAGCUGCCGAGCGUGGUGAGACCCGCGACCUCGACACGACGCUGCUGUUCGUCUCCAAAGAUGUCACCGUCGACGUGCACAAGAGCUCGCAGGCGCAGACGACGCUCACCAUCACGUGGUACAGCAGCCACUAUAACGACCUCCUCGCUGACGUCACGUGCAUUGCGCUGGCCAAGCUUGCUGAGGAGCCGCAUGAGGCGGAAGGGGAGGACGUGCUCGUGCCUGCCGACGUCUCCGGCCAGGACCGUAUCUUCCGGGUCAAGUGUUUUCACUCCAUGAUCUCGCAGUUCUAUUCAUCCGUCAAGACGAACUUGUCGUCGGGCAGCUGCAGUGUCACCCUUGCGGAUGGACAGGUGGCGAACAUUGUGGACUGUAUCGAGGUCUACUUGGAGAGCAGCACUGGUAAGAAGGACGUCGACUACGACGCACCAGAGGUUCAGAAGCUGAAGCAGAUCCUGAAGCGCAUCUAUCUGACGUUGUUUCCCAUUCCAGUGGACAACGGCUGGUGCGACUGCGGCAUGAUUCAUGGCGAGGAACCGGUCGCGGAGUAG
Messenger RNA from Leishmania braziliensis MHOM/BR/75/M2904, 2271 nucleotides. Its product is annotated as putative cleavage and polyadenylation specificity factor. Gene Ontology annotation, cellular component: mRNA cleavage and polyadenylation specificity factor complex. Lineage: Eukaryota; Euglenozoa; Kinetoplastea; Trypanosomatida; Trypanosomatidae. The transcript has a single exon. Gene Ontology annotation, molecular function: RNA binding; 5'-3' exonuclease activity; RNA endonuclease activity. Bases 1 to 2271 code for a protein of 756 amino acids. Gene Ontology annotation, biological process: mRNA 3'-end processing by stem-loop binding and cleavage. The record is from RefSeq and is a predicted model, not a curated record.